Dermacentor albipictus is the source of this 8829-nucleotide messenger RNA. Its product is annotated as serine-rich adhesin for platelets-like. The record is from RefSeq and is a predicted model, not a curated record. Lineage: Eukaryota; Metazoa; Arthropoda; Arachnida; Ixodida; Ixodidae.
GAGCGUUGGUAGCGAAGACUCCGAGCCUGGCGUCGAUGAGAAUAACAAAAGGGACUUUAUACAUUAUAUACAGGUUAUCAUACAGGACAUGAACGGAUCGGCACUGGGGCCGAGAGCUCACACAAACGCGACUGUUCUCGCACGACGGCGUCCGGCGAAAACGCGUGACACAUCUCACCCCAGUCGGGAGCGACCCUCUCUCCAGGUGGGGUCAGCGGAUCCUGUUUUCGAGCGGCGUGUCUCUGCUUUUAUAAUCCCCGAGGCCCAUUGUCACUCAACCGGCCCAAUACAAAGUCAGCACACGACGGUCGUCCGAGGGGUCCAACCAGCGACCGCGCUGGCCACCCGGUUCAAAGUUCGCGCGCGCGGUGACCUCCAGGCAAGGGAGGUGCGGCGCCGGGCUGUCGGGCACACGCGGGCACGUCUAAACACGCUGCUUCGCCGAGGCUUCUCCUGCACGAAGGCGCAGCCUCUUGACUUGUGAAGGGAGAAUUGUGGCGCUCGCAGGAUAGAUUCUGCAUCUUGCAGAUUCGGGAUCCGGGCUUGUGGUAAUGGCACAACAGCAUCCCCGCCCUCAGAUAAGGCGCCGGGAAGACGAGCUGCCUCCACGUGGCUCGGAUGCCAGGCGCGCACGUUCGUCAGGCUCGUCCAAGUUCACGUUCAGUGUCGGGACGCCAGGUAACUUCACGUGCCCAGGUCCGACUCGCCAGGACAGGAGCUCUGCUCACCACGUCGUCGCCAAGGCACCUUGACCAGCUCCGCUCGGGUCGUUCCUAAGACCUUGCUUCUCGCCACUGGUCCCGCUUGGUCGUUCUGCAGCUUGCAAAACCGACCGGCAAAAGGCAACACCCAACACGAACAAGUGCCCUCUGUCUCCCGUCAAACACCAGACAAGACCAUAAUUCAAAGCAACCUAACUAAAUUGUUUUCCCCUUUUUUUCUCCCGCUGCAACAAGAGGCAGGUGUACGAUCUAGCACACAAGGCUUAAACAAUCAGUUUUCAAAUCAACAACACACCAAAAUAGAAACAAUUAUUAAUCAGCAAUAAUAAUUACAAAUAGAAUGGUCCCCUUAAAAUCGCUUUGGACCGAAAACAUACUUCUGAGGAAGCAAAUGAGGUCAUUCAUUUUUCCCGGCGAUAUUUUCGCGGAAUCUGAAGCUGCUUAUAUUUGCGACCCUGCUUAUCCGUGUAGCGGCGGUACAAUAAGCCAGAUUCCUUGCCAAAUGAAACCCUCUUUUUUUUCACUCCCCGUUUGACGCUCUUCCUCAGAUCGGCUAAUGAACAGCCUUCCUGUUGCUCGCGAAUCAGACUUUCUCUUUCAACUGCAGCCUGCUCCUGCCGGCUGGCGGAAACCGGAGCGAGUGUGGAGCCCGCGUCGCCUAAUUGCGGCGUCGCGUCUAUAUCGCGGCUAGCACUGCACGCGUCACUCCCACUCACUUCCAGGACCCGCUCGUCUAGGCCAGCCUCCGAGCUCUGCCUCUCCCGUGACUGCUCGCCACUCAAGUUACCGUGAUCGGUCCUUGUGCCGCACCGCCUUUCGCUCACCGACGCUAAGUCAAGUUCCCUCGACAGCGGGCGCGCUUUGGAUCGCGUGGGGGCCAUGUACGCCACGUCGGCAAAGAAUGAUUUGCCCUGAUCCCUCAGCAGCUGCUCCGAGCUAUUUGAGAAGAGGUAGGAAAAUUGCUCCGGGAGGGCGGCUGACACAGCGGCUUCGGUGUUAAGUUUCCCAAAUUCUCCUUCAAUGCUAACCGUUGCGAUCGGUAAACAGACACUCUCCUUCUCGGCCACUUGCCGUAUCCUAACGCACUCUCCCGUAAAAUCACUCGAGGAGACGAAAGACGGGUGAACAACGUCCAUAGUUGCUGCAGAGUCCCGCAGUGCUCGGCACUUCUUGCCGUUUACCUUAAUUUUCUGGACAUAGGGCUCCAAUAGACGUAUGUUUUUGUGAGUUUCCUGUAUCGUUGCGAAAGCAAUUCUCUCUGGGCAGCUUGCAGCGAUGUGCCCUUGCUUUUUGCAAUUGUAGCAGGUUAACGGUUUCCGUUUUUCAAAAGAACGCGUCAUUUCGUUUCGCUGUUUCGGACCAUCGUCAUCAUUCUGAGAUGCAUUCUGUCCAUCCCUUACAGUUUCUUUGGGAAGGGACUCGUCGUCCCGAAACUCGCGACGCGUGAUUUCCUUCCGUUCGUCGGGCUUCCCGUAAAACCCAUCUCUUCUAUCUGCUUUCUCUAUGCGCACUGCCUUGCUGUGCAAGCUGCGGCGGGUGUAAUACUCUUCCGCUAACUCUGCUGCCUUGUUUAGCAUAACCUCUUUUAGCCUAUCUUGCAGCCAGAGCCGGACAUCCUCAUCAAUGCAACGGUAGAACUGCUCCAACGCGAUGCAUUCGACAAUUUUGUCGCGGUCGUCGAAAACCUCUUCGCCCUUCAGCCAUUCCACCAAGUCGGCUUUUAGACGAAACGCGAAGUCAACAUUCGACUCCUUACCCUUUUUUUGCAUACCGGAACCUCUGCCGGAAAGCUUCGGGCGACAAUUUGUACUUCCGCAGUAGCGCUUCCUUCACAUCACUGUAGCUCUCAAACGCCUCUUUCGAUAAGCAAGUUAUUACGUCUGAUGCCUCCCCAGGAAGCAAGGCUAACAGAUUCUGUGCCCAAAGGGAUCGCUCAAUGCUAUUCCGUUCGCAGACGUGCUCAAAUUUCACGAGGUAUUUGGCCAUAUCCUCUCCGACGACAAAGGGUGGAAGUUGAUCGCGUAUUCUUGGAACAUUAGAAGUGAGACUAGGCGCUGGCGAGCUAUUUCGGGUCUCCAACUCUUUCAUUUUAAGCUCGUGCUCACGAAUCUCUCUCCUUUCCUCCUUUUCCUCCUCGCGACGUUGCUGUUCUCUCCUUUCCUCUUCGCGACGUUCCUGUUCUCUCCUUUCCUCCCUUUCCCGACGUUCAUUGAUAUUCGCCCAGGCCUCAGCGGCUUCCUCAGCCGUUACGUCCCCAGUCCUCAUGACCUCAAGGAUCGCAUUCUUUCUUUUGGUUGAGCCCAACUCAAUGCCCAACUCCUCACAAAUUUCGAGAAGUUCCUUGACCUUGUACUUCUCCAUCGUUCACACUGUCCUCCUGCUGUUUACCCUUUUUGAAUAUACCUGCCGUACGCUACUAUAACACUACUAGUAAGACAUAUGCAAGUAUUUCACACACUGCCCUGUUUACCCCCUCAGCAUCCCCUGGUUUUCAAAACACUCUUACUAGGCUUGAAACACACAAGGUUAAACACAAUGCAACACCAAGUCAAUCCCUGAGCUACUAUAACCUGUGUCAGAGAAAGUCUGGUGUUUGAGGUAAACUUCAGGCACUCACCGCGCCGAGGUAGCUGAUGCCGGUCAAUCCCACCGCUGCCACCAGUGUUACGAACUUCCAACCGGUGCCACCAGUGUUACGACAUCCCACCGCUGCCACCAGUGUUACGAACUCCAACCGGUGCCACCAGUGUUACGACAUCCAACCGGUGCCGCCAGUGUUACGAACUUGCACCGCUGCACCACGAUAACGGCUUUGUGGUCCCGUAGCGCUCGUCACCCGUUUCGUGACAGAGCGUUGGUAGCGAAGACUCCGAGCCUGGCGUCGAUGAGAAUAACAAAAGGGACUUUAUACAUUAUAUACAGGUUAUCAUACAGGACAUGAACGGAUCGGCACUGGGGCCGAGAGCUCACACAAACGCGACUGUUCUCGCACGACGGCGUCCGGCGAAAACGCGUGACACAUCUCACCCCAGUCGGGAGCGACCCUCUCUCCAGGUGGGGUCAGCGGAUCCUGUUUUCGAGCGGCGUGUCUCUGCUUUUAUAAUCCCCGAGGCCCAUUGUCACUCAACCGGCCCAAUACAAAGUCAGCACACGACGGUCGUCCGAGGGGUCCAACCAGCGACCGCGCUGGCCACCCGGUUCAAAGUUCGCGCGCGCGGUGACCUCCAGGCAAGGGAGGUGCGGCGCCGGGCUGUCGGGCACACGCGGGCACGUCUAAACACGCUGCUUCGCCGAGGCUUCUCCUGCACGAAGGCGCAGCCUCUUGACUUGUGAAGGGAGAAUUGUGGCGCUCGCAGGAUAGAUUCUGCAUCUUGCAGAUUCGGGAUCCGGGCUUGUGGUAAUGGCACAACAAGCUGCACUCCAGCAGCAGCUCCGUCGCAGACAAGCCGGAAAGAGAUUCACGUGCCACGCCGCUGCAUCGGACAUGCAAGGGACGACACCUGCCCAUCCUGGCGGAGCGAAAGACAGGUGUCGAGCUCGGCUACGACGAACCCGACUGCAGCAGCUCAUCCCCAAUGCACAUGCUUCGACCCAAGGACGAGCAGAUGCAGAAGAUCCUCGACAAGCAGCAGAUCGUGGUGACCAUUGAAACGCACAAACAGAGAUCCCUCGUAACUGCCCCAAGCCCUCCGCCCAUAGUGUCGCUGCGGAGGCGAGAGCUUCCUCCGUCGGAGUCCACGGACGACUCAUUCAUGAAGGACCUCAAGCGCCGCCUCAGUCUCAAGGCUCGGUUCAGUGACGACCUCUGCGGAUUAACGCCGGUGAUACGUUCGGUGUCCGCCGAACCAAUACGUGUCGCGGCUGGUGCCGUUCAGUGCGACGCCGCUCAAGGCACUCCAGCAGAAGUUGGUCCACAGAAGGCGGAGACAGUCGCCAAGGCGCAGCGGGACGCCGAACCGCCGACUGCUGGGUUGACAUUCGGCACCAGUGUUCCUGUUCACGGGUUCACCGUGUCAACCAAACCAGCAAAAAAGCACAUUACGGACAUCGAACACCGGGAUGAAGGACCGGAGAAGGCGAUAGAAAAGGCUGCGGCAACUGACGAUACCUCGAAGUUUGGCGGGGAACAUAGCACUGAAAACAUCCAGCCUCCAUUGCAGUUGGCCGAUAAGAGAGACCACUUCAGCACAAUGCCGGACAGAAGCUCGUUGAACGCGGGCGCGCACAACGCGAAGAGGAGGCGCGCAUCCUCGCCAACUGUAUUGAAAUGUUCCGGCAUUGAGGGCAGAACAGAGCCAAACAAGACGAAAACAGUCUUGCUUCCACCCGCUGCACAAGCCGAUAAGGUCGAGGGCAACGUGACUCGGCAAAGUCGGGUACCAGUCACAGUUGCCGCUGCCGGCACGAAUUUCGAAAAAAAGGGAAACGAACUGCAAAUGCAGUGUCCGGAACCGAACACUGCUAGCGUGCUGACCGAGUUGGAUGCCGCAAAACAACUUUUCAACAAGCGUCCCGCGCUGCCUGUUCCCAAGGGUACGAAUGCUUGUAUGAGCUCUCCGGAAAUCGCUGACUGUAAGACACCUAGUCAAAACGAAAGGCUGAAAGAUGAGCUUGUCGAUGCUGGCGCGGGAAAAUUGCAGCAGAAGCAAAGUGACCACCUCAAUAUCGCAGAAGUCGGCGAAUUGGCUCGCUUACUUUCUAGGCUGAUAAGAAAACACGAAUACUUCGAGCAUACUUCGUCAGCCGAAGACAGCGCGAACAGCGCUCCCCAGCGGCCGCUCAAGAGCAAGCGGGACAGGGCGAAACAUUCUCGCAGCACCUACGGUGCAAUGAAAAAGGGCUGCAGGGCCACAGAACCCACUGAAGGGAGUUCUGUGGGAAGCUCCCUUCAACAUUUCGCUGAAGUCAUCAUCGGCAAAGUCAAUCAGCCGUCAGUAACUCAGAAAUCGUGUUUGCCAGUUGAGCCUGACGUCAGCAUGGCGAAACUUUCGCUGGAACCGACCACUCAGCACAAACUGCUUAGCAUGGAGGCAUUUGUGCGCAAGACAGCACAGCCGGAGGCACCAGAGCUGAUAGAGGCAGUGACUGGUAAAAAUCUUGGUAACAUGAAGCAAAAUACACCCUUAGAAGCUGACCGGCCUUCAGAGAGCAGCUCUGACGAUGCAAAGUACGGCACUGACAGGAUAGGCGGGAAAACACCAAAGCCGAUACCAGUCAGCAUGCCUCAAGACUAUCGCGGCUGGGUUCCUAUAGGGGCCGCUUACGCUGCACAAAGGCCGCCCAAGAGUGGGGCAUCCUUAGGGCUGACCGAACUGGUCCGAAAUACCAGCGGGGUGAGGGACAUUUCGAUGACGUUAUCGGAUGGCGGUGGUGUCCAAAGCGUGCUCCGAAAGAAGCCCUCGGUGUCGUCCACUCCGUCAGAGACUACAACAUCGCUUUCAGCGCAAAUGCCGUACCAGGAGUACAUGGCGAAGCAGCUUCAGCCUACAGUGCACUUUGCCGAGAGACCAUUUGCGGAAGUUCUCGCCAGCAUUGAGAGCGAGAUAACCAGCAUGUCCAAAGAUGACGCGACAACUGGCGUUCAGGGCCCCGAAAAAGGGCUGGACAAGUCGUCUCCAAGCAGCGCUCCGCAAAGCUCGACCCAGUCGACCAUGAAUGAUGAGAAGCUCGAUGAAGCAGCCAUCGAGAGUUCGUCAAAAGGAACCUCUGAAACGGACUCCAGUAGUGCCGUUGCCAGCGGAGACGUAGCCGAGACAUCGGGCCGCGUCGCAUCCACUGCAGCCCCGCCAGUCGGCAAGAUCCCGGUUUCGUCCAAGGCAGUGACGACGACGACUUCGAUCGAGAGCGACGAGACGUCCAAGGAGGCUCCUAGGGCGCUGCUCACCUUCUGCGAGUCGGACGAGGGCUCGGUGCCACCGUCCGAGUCCAUGUCGCUUUCGUUCGUCUCCUCCAACUCCAGCUGCAACGCGGUGCACCGCCUAACCGAUCUGGCCGACCUUCCAAAGUUACAGCACAGUGCGGCGGCGGCAACUCACGAGACGGGUGACGGCGGCGUCGUGCUAGGCAUGCCGCUACUCCGGCUGACGUCCUCGUCGGCGGCGCAGAUGGAGAGCUCGCGGCAACCCGCGCCAUCGUUGACAGAGUGCGGCGCUGAGGCUCAGCUACUCACGGAGCGAGCGGGUCGUUCUUGCUGGCCUAAGCUCAGGAAGACUCGGAGACGCGACGUCGGUCGCCGCGUGUCUACAGACCGUCCAUGGACGGAGGACGUCAAGAAGGUAGUAACGCUGGGCAACAAGCACUACCUGCAUCAGCACGCGGGCCGCCGUCCCAUGGCCAAGUCGGCGACCACCUUUGACGAGACGCAGUGCGUGCUCUUCAAGAUCGAUGACCAUGUGCAGCCCGAUACGACGGCUUCACCGGUGGACCGCGAUGCUCCGCACAGCAUGAGCAUGUCUGGCGAGCUGACUCGGGAAAGCUGCGAGUCCACACUGGAGCUAUUGCUCCGGCGGUGCGCCUUUUCCUUGGGAAGGGACGCCGACACGCUGGCGUCUGACGAUAACAAUUUCGAGCAGCCGCUCAGGCUGAGUGACUUGAUCUUGCUGCAGCACCCGGAGGUAGGCCUCAGGAACAUUAUUGUAGUCGACUUUUCUAAAACUGCCGACGCGCCCUCGCUGACAGCACUUUCCUCGGCCACGGCUACGCCUGCCGAGGGCGGAGCAGAGCGCCAAGGUGUAGUGCUGGAAGCUCAGCCCGAGGACAAGCAGGCGCAGGAUUUGAUUACCAACCACAAAUCCCGUGCCAAUGAGCCGAUGUCCGAGGAGACGCGUCUGACGGCAGUUGCAGUCGGGAUUUCGCGAGAGCCAUUUCUUGCUGCAACGGUGGCAGGAAGUAAAGGCUCGGACGCUCUCCGGAAGCCCCAGCGUCCGAGCCUCACCAAGUCGGCAGCCAAGGCCACCGACCACGAGCGCCGGCUGGAGCAAGGAAGUGAGGGUGCGGCCGCGGAAGCAGCAGCGGCCAGGGCGACGAAGCCGAAGGUUCAUUUCGCCCCGCCGCUGGCUUCGCAACACGUCGUCUUUCUGCCCGAUUGCGCCGCAGCCAUACGUCUUCCAGGUGGUGUGAUCCGGAGCGUACGUCCGGGGCCAGAAGCCAUCGGCACUGCCUCGCCGCAAGGCAGAGGUGCUAUCAGGGCCGACCACAGGAGUCGGCACCUUCUGCUGGCCACGGCCCUUAACGAACCCUGCUUCGAGUCCAUCUACAACGCCAUCUUGCAGCCGCCGCCCCGAGUAACCGCCGCUCUGGAGCCCAUUGCGCCGGGAGAAGUUCCGAGCCCUGCAAGGACGACACGGGCCGUCUCGUUCGACGACUCGCUUACCACCGUUGUGCACUUUGAGCCGCCACCAGAGUCGUUAACGUACGACGUCGCCGACGCGACGGCGGAGUCCGAGCCGGAGGCGCCUUCGCAGUGGCGCAAGGCGAGGCGCCGCUCUAGCCUCUGCCGCUCCUUGUUGGGCUCGCGUCGGCAGUCGCCGCCGGCGAGCCCCGGCAUCGAAGGUGCCGAAGUCGCGUGCGGCACAGCCCGCAAGACGAUUAGGUUCGACGGCUCUGGCCAGCUGGCCCCUGCGCUGGCUCGCCCUGGUGCCGCCAAGGACGCUGGCGCGGAAGGCGCGUUCCCAUCUGGCGGUGGCAGCGGUAGGCGCGACACCCCGACGCCGCUGACGUCGCCUUUCUAUUCGUUCGAGGACACCGGCUCCGAACUAACCUUCCUGCCGGAGUCGAGCAAUUUCGACAGGUCAGGGUCGGCCGCGGCAUCGCAGCGCAGCGACGACCACAAGCAUUGAGAGGAAGCCCAUGCCCCGCGGCCGGCAUGAACCGCGCCUGUGCGGUGCCAGUCGGCAGGAUAUGUUCUGGCUGCAUUCAAUUACGCGUAGUCAAUAAAUGCACUGAGAAAAGCGAGUGCUAGCACAACUGGGCAAGAGCUGUACGUAUACGUGUCCAAUGAAGUCGGAGAUCCGUGCCCCUCCAAGUCAGUGCAACCCGUACAUUAUACAAUUUACAUCUUCACCUAUACGUUCACCUUCUAAUAUAUAGCAAGCUCAUCAGGGGUCAA